GGCCCCUGGCCGCCCCACCUGAAGCCGCCCGCUCAGAGCCAGGAAGGCCCUCAGGUGUGAGGUCAGGACUCCUCUUUCUUUCUCUCGGGCCCUGCUGGGACAGGUGCACAGGUGUGGUGGCCUUCUCCAGAAGAGCAGCUUUCUCUCUCGAGGGGGGGGGGCCAGGGGAGCAUCAUGCGGGGCAAAGAUGACGAAUACGAUUACCUCUUCAAAAUUGUCCUCAUCGGGGACUCGGGUGUUGGGAAGAGCAACCUCCUCUCCCGCUUCACCCGCAACGAGUUCAACCUGGAGAGCAAAAGCACCAUCGGGGUGGAGUUCGCCACUCGCAGCAUCCAAGUGGACAACAAGACGGUGAAGGCUCAGAUCUGGGACACGGCGGGCCAGGAGCGCUACCGGGCCAUCACUUCCGCCUACUACCGGGGGGCUGUUGGGGCCCUGCUUGUGUAUGACAUCGCCAAGUACCUCACCUACGAGAACGCAGAGCGCUGGCUCAAGGAGCUGCAGGACCACGCGGACACCAACAUCGUCAUCAUGCUGGUGGGGAACAAGAGCGACCUGAGGCACCUGCGGGCCGUGCCCACCGAGGAGGCCAGGAGCUUUGCAGAAAAGAACGGCCUGUCCUUCAUCGAGACGUCGGCUUUGGAUUCCACCAAUGUGGAGACGGCCUUUCACAACAGCCUGACAGAAAUCUACCGGAUAGUCUCCCAGCGGCAAAUGGCGGGGGGCCCGGCGGAGACGGAGUUCAGCCCCAGCAGCGCCAUCGAGCCCAUCAAGGUCCUGCCCACCCACCAGGAAGGGAAGCCAGCCCCCUGCUGCCAGAACAUCUGAGCUGCCGGGACUCUGACGGGGGGGUGGAGGAAGGCUGUGUGUGUGUGUGUGCCCCCGCUAGGUCCCCCCUCCCCUGGGUCCCAGGACCCCUUGCGGGGGGGGCGGUGAGAGGAGGCAGCGGCACUGCUGCUAAAGCCAGCUGCUGCCUCUUCUGCCUCCUGGCACUCGACCCCACGGCUGUGUUUCGUGUCCAUCCUGUGGAAACGCCCCCCCCUGCCCCGGAUCGCCCCUUUCCUCCACGCUUCAACACUUCCCCCUUAGAGGUAGGCCUCGCCGGUGUGCUUUCCAAAGCGAGAGUUGUCUUUUGGGCCCAGCUGAGUAGCCAGGAGUGGGCAACUGAUGGCCGCUUGGCAGGAUGCUGGCCAAAGAAGGAUGCCCGAUGAGGAAGCGAGGGGACCCCCCCCACUGCCCCACUCUGCACUUUUCCUCCCUGCAAGGGCUGUUGCUGCAGCCUCCUGGGAGACGGGCCUCUUCGCUGGGGGUGGGUGAGGAAGGCGCUUGCUCUGCAGCCAGACCGGCAGUUGCUUCGGGCCUUCUCCAACGAGACAGCUGGACUGUGCACACACCAGUUGGUGGCUGACAACCCCACAGGCUUGAAAUGGAGCAAUGGGGAGGUGGGGUGCCUUCUGCUGGCCCCCGCGGGCCACUCAGCUGCCCAGCCGGCCACCUGACCAUAGAUUCACGCCAACCAGAGUGAAACUGGAUUUGCUCUCGGGGGUUUCCUCCAAAGAGCCCGCACAGGCUGCUCUGGAAGCGAAGGAGGGCUUCACCGGCUGGCCCUUUCCAGUCCCUUCAUGUGGCUUUGAAUCAAGAGCAGAGGAGGGCUUUGGGGUCCCUGUGGUGUAUCCCGGCUUCACCAGCAUCUUGGAGAGCAAAUAUUCAAAGGUGGAGAGAGAAAGGCCGAGACGGGAGUGUCUGCCAUGCUGGCAUUCCUAGAAUAGGGGUUCCCCAGAUGUCCUUGGACUACAACUCCCAUCAUCCAUUGCAGCUGUGGAUGAUGGGGGUGUAGUCCAAUGACAUCUGAGGACCCCUGUUCCAAAGUUCCAACCCAUAAAUAGCUGGAGGGGGAUAGUGAUGGUUGGCCCGUCCUCUGCACUUGUUUCUCACGGUUCUGUCAUGUUGUGCUUCAACUGUAACUUUUGUGUAAACUUGCAGGGAUCCUCAACGCUGGGCCCCCAGAUGUUCUUGGACUUCAGUUCCCAUAAUCCCCAGGCCCAGUGGCCUUUGGCCAGGGAUUAUGGGA
Messenger RNA from Hemicordylus capensis (graceful crag lizard), 2071 nucleotides. Its product is annotated as ras-related protein Rab-11A-like. Gene Ontology annotation, biological process: exocytosis. Gene Ontology annotation, cellular component: recycling endosome. Gene Ontology annotation, molecular function: GTP binding; GTPase activity. Lineage: Eukaryota; Metazoa; Chordata; Lepidosauria; Squamata; Cordylidae. The record is from RefSeq and is a predicted model, not a curated record. The transcript is spliced from 5 exons. The coding region runs from base 175 to 828 and encodes 217 amino acids.